Messenger RNA from Dendrobium catenatum, 764 nucleotides. Its product is annotated as nuclear pore complex protein NUP35-like. The transcript has a single exon. The coding region runs from base 90 to 749 and encodes 219 amino acids. The record is from RefSeq and is a predicted model, not a curated record. Lineage: Eukaryota; Viridiplantae; Streptophyta; Magnoliopsida; Asparagales; Orchidaceae. Gene Ontology annotation, biological process: nuclear pore organization; NLS-bearing protein import into nucleus; regulation of DNA-templated transcription. Gene Ontology annotation, molecular function: structural constituent of nuclear pore; phospholipid binding; single-stranded DNA binding. Gene Ontology annotation, cellular component: nuclear pore central transport channel; nuclear pore nuclear basket; nuclear membrane.
UAACCCCCCCUCCCUCCACUGUCUACGCCGAGCUCCAGGUUUUAGGGUUUCUUUUCUGCACUAUAGUCGCUGGCUGGUGGGAACUAACUAUGGGCUCGACGUCGCGGAGGAAUUAUAAAUCAGAGAGGCAAUCCCUCUUUUUUCACGAUCUUGCCUCGCCGGUCUCCGUCCAUCGCGCUGGCGGGAGAUUCACCAUCCCCGGCCAAGCGGCUGCCCUCUCCGCCCAAUGGCACGAAAACUUCGGCGGAUCGGAACCGCCGCCACCUCCUGUGUUCACACUGGAGGAUCGCCUUGAAUUCUCCCCUGAGCCCACCCUAGGCGAGUUUCCAGCCUCGCCGGAGCUGGGAUCUGAUUCGAGGACACCAAAUCCUUCGCGCGGAUAUUUAUCCUCUCCUUCUCUUCAUAGAAGCAGGGCGGCGGAACUGAGUAGUUCUGUGUUGGAAAAUGGUGGGUUUCAACUUGCGAAGCAGCAGCACCAGCACCAGCAUAGUCCAGGGAGCGCUAGCUGGUGGUCGCCGUUGAAGACUGGGGAGCCGGAGCUGGAGAAGAAGGGCAGAGGUUCUCCAGUUGAUGGUGAAGUGCAGCCAGGAGCACUAAUCAUGCUGCCUCCUCCAAGGGAAGCUGUUAGGCCGGAGAUGCAGAGGAAUAACCUAUCCAUGGGAGCAUUGAAUGAGGAAGAGUGGGUUACUGUUUAUGGGUAUGUGCGGUCAACGUAUUUUCUAUUAUCCACUUAUCCAUUUGUUAUGUGAGCUUGUGCAAGUUAU